UUUUAAUUAAAGAUGCAUUCAGUAUCAAAGAACCUAUUCAAGAAAUCCAGAGGAAUUACUAAGCUAUCUCAAGCUUUCUUCGCUUCCAAAGACAUCAGAUUUGGAACUGAGGCCAGAGCUCUCAUGCUCCAAGGAGCUGAUGAUCUUGCCGAUGCUGUACAGGUUACUCUCGGUCCAAGAGGAAGAAACGUAAUCAUCGACUCGACCUUCGGAAAUCCAAAGAUUACAAAGGACGGUGUGACCGUUGCCAAAUCUAUUGAAUUUGCAGAUAGAUACCACAACAUGGGAGCAAGCCUUAUUAAGCAGGUAGCCAACCAAGCCAACGAUAAAGCAGGAGAUGGAACUACUACUGCCACUGUCUUAGCCAGAGCUAUCUACAAAGAAGGAUGCAAAUCUGUUGCUGCUGGCAUGAACCCAAUGGACUUAAGAAGAGGUGUCCAACUUGCUGUCAAUGCUGUUGCUGACCACUUGUCUAGCAUCUCAACCCCAGUCUCAGGCAAAGAAGCCAUCCAGAACGUAGCCACGAUCUCAGCCAACAACGACAAGCACAUCGGAGAGCUCAUUGCAACCAUCUUUGACAAGAUCGGCAGAGAAGGAACCAUCACUGUGCAAGAUGGAAAGACUCUGGAUGUUGAAGUCGAGUACGUAGAAGGAAUCAAGUUCGACAGAGGAUUCAUCUCACCUUACUUCGUCACCGACACCAAGAACCAAAAAGUGGAAAUGGAAAACCCUCUGAUGCUACUCGUUGACAAGAAGGUGAGCACUAUCCAGUCCAUCCUGAAGUACUUGGAACACGCUUCUCAACAGCAAAAGCCCAUUUUGAUUAUUGCUGAAGACGUAGAGAGCGAGGCUCUGGCCACUUUGGUCAUCAACAAGUUGAGGGGAGGACUCAGAGUGUGCGCUGUGAAGGCUCCAGGAUUCGGUGACAACAGAAAGGCCACCAUGCAAGAUAUUUCCAUUUCUACUGGAGCUACUCUUGUUAGCCAAGAUAUUGGAAUGACUCUAGAAGAUUCAGGAAUUGAGGUUCUCGGAACAGCCAAGAAGGUCAUCGUCACUAAAGAUGAUACUAUUAUUUUGGAUGGACAGGGUUCUAAAGAAGAUAUUGCUGAAAGAGUUGAAGCUAUUAAGCAAGAUAUCCUAAACACCACUUCUGAGUAUGCUAGAGAAAAGGCACAAGAAAGACUCGGAAAACUCACAGGAGGUGUUGCUGUCAUUAAGGUCGGAGGAUCCUCAGAAGUAGAAGUCAGUGAACUUAAGGACAGAAUUGAUGAUGCUCUUUGCGCUACUAGAGCUGCUAUUGAUGAAGGAAUUGUCCCAGGAGGUGGUGUAGCUCUCCUUAACUCCCUCAAAGCAUUGAAGGAACUCAAGGGAGAAAACUUUGACCAAAACAUUGGAAUCAAGAUCAUCAAAGAAGCAAUUAAGAUGCCAGCUAAGAUCAUUUGCAACAAUGCAGGAUUUGAAGGAUCUGUAGUUGUUGACAAGAUUCAACAAGAAGAGAACCCAAAUGUUGGAUUUGAUGCCCACACUGGUGAAUAUACUGAUUUAAUUGAGAGAGGAAUCAUUGACCCAACAAAGGUUGUAAGAACUGCAAUUAUUGAUUCCGCUGGUAUCGCUUCCCUCAUGAUUACCUCUGAAGCUAUGAUCGUCGAAGAGAAGGAAGCAUCCCCACCAGCCCCAGCAGGAGGAGCCCCAGGAAUGGGAGGAAUGGGUGGAAUGGGUGGCAUGUUCUAAAUGCUUCUA
Messenger RNA from Moneuplotes crassus, 1740 nucleotides. The record is from the annotation of a GenBank genome assembly. NCBI's taxonomy places the organism in Eukaryota, Ciliophora, Spirotrichea, Euplotida, Euplotidae.